Nerophis ophidion (straightnose pipefish) is the source of this 2722-nucleotide messenger RNA. RefSeq names its product relaxin 3b (gene rln3b). The transcript is spliced from 2 exons. The record is from RefSeq and is a predicted model, not a curated record. Bases 1 to 456 code for a protein of 151 amino acids. Lineage: Eukaryota; Metazoa; Chordata; Actinopteri; Syngnathiformes; Syngnathidae. Gene Ontology annotation, molecular function: hormone activity. Gene Ontology annotation, cellular component: extracellular region.
AUGUGGAAAGCAGCCGUCUUGACUCUUUGUCUCUUGGUGGCAUUGGUGGACAGGGUCCGGCUCAACGAAGCUCAUCCCUCUUUCUAUGGGAUGAAGCUGUGCGGCAGAGAGUUUAUACGCGCUGUCAUCUUUACCUGUGGGGGCUCCCGCUGGAGGAGGAGUGUGGGAGACUCAGCUCUUAUUGGAGACGAGGCGUUUGACCAAUGGAACGCGAAUCCUUUCCCUCAACUCGCCGGUGAGCAGGACGCUGCAUCGUCCAACAUUUGGAAAGAACAGACUAUAGAUGUGGCGUCUGUGGCCGCGGAAUUUCGCCGCUCGGCUCGCUCGCCAAUUUCCCAGGAGGUCCUAGAGGCCCUACAAAGUGUAGACAGGAAAGGGCGCGAUGUGGUGGUGGGCCUAUCUAAUGCUUGCUGCAAAUGGGGCUGCAGUAAGAGUGAAAUCAGCUCCCUAUGCUAAAAAACAUUGGCCUUUCUUGUACAGGGGUUCUCAAUUACAUUUGCCCAAGGGCCAGGAAUAAAAAACCCUCAAAAAAUUACAAUGUAAAUGUAUGUUGGUACAAAUAUAUAUAAGCUUUAAAAAUGUUCUGGGAUUUCACAGUUAAUUUCUGUACCGUAACCUUAUAUUUCACAGAAGUGAGCUGUUAUUGCAUGGUAAAAGUCUGUAAUCCCAGUCCUCUGCAACAUCAUAACACAUUCAUAUAAAUUCUAACAGAUUUGUCUCCUAAGGGGAUCUGUAGACUACAUUGAAUUUAAUUAACGUGGACCCUGACUUAAACAAGUUGAAAAACUUAUUCUGGUGUUACCAUUUAGAGGUCAAUUGUACUGUAUGUACUGUACUUUGCAAUCUACUAAUACAAGUUUCAAUCAAUCUAAUUGCACCUUUGUACAGUAUAUAGUGGUAUAUACUGUACGAGAGAGAGUAAUUAACAAUUCAUUACAAUUGUGACGUCAGAGCAUGUCUUUUUAUUUUAUAACUAUAAAAUAAAUAAAUGAUAAACGGAUUGCCAUGUCAAUAGACCGCUUCAACAAAAUGAGUUUUAUAUUUAAAAAUACAAACAUCUCAAUUGACUCCAAACUCAGAGUCCUCAAUACGUAUGUAUGGUCUGUCCUCAUUUACGGCUGUGAAUGCUGGACAUUAAACCAUCAACAACUGAAAAACUUAGAGGCAACUGAAAUGUGUUUUUACAGAAAAAUACUCAGAAUAUCACAGACUGAAAAUAAAAUUAUUAGGUACGGGCAAAGGCAAAAACAAGAAGAUCUCUAAUUGCAGCGAUUCGAAAUAGGCGGCUGAAAUUCCUCGGACAUAUCAUUUGAAAAGACAGAUUAGAAAAACUGAUGUUAACAGGAAAACUAGAAGGAAAGAAAGCUCCAGGUGGACAACGAAUAACAUAUAUCAACAGCCUAAGACAGUGGUUCUCAACGUUUUUUCAGUGAUGUACCCCUUGUGAACAUUUUUUUAAUUCAAGUACCCCCUAAUCAGAGCAAAGCAUUUUUGGUUGAAAAAAGAGAUAAAGAAGUAAAAUACAGCACUAUGUCAUCAGUUUCUGAUUUUUUAAAUUGUAUAACAGUGCAAAAUAUUGCUCAUUUGUAGUGGUCUUUCUUGAACUAUUUGGAAAAAAUGAUAUAAAAACAACUAAAAACUGGUCGAAAAAUAAACAAUGGAUUCAAUUAUAAAUAAAGAUUUCUCAACAUAGAAGUAAUCAUCAACUUAAAGUGUCCUCUUUGGGGAUUGUAAUAGAGAUCCAUCUGGAUUCAUCAACUUACUUCUAGACAUUUCUUCACAAAAAUUUAUGGAACAUGUCCACAAAAAAUCUAGCUGUCAACACUGAAUUGUUGCAUUUUUUUUCACAGUUUAUUAACUGACAUUCAUAUUUUGUUAAAGCAUUAUUCAAUAAAUAUACUUAUAUAGGAUUUGUGUGUGAACGUGAGUGUGAAUGUUGUCUGUCUAUCUGUGUUGGCCCUGCGAUGAGGUGGCGACUUGUCCAGGGUGUACCCUGCCUUCCGCCCGAUUGUAGCUGAGAUAGGCGCCAGCGCCCCCCGCGACCCAGAAAGGGAAUAAGCGGUAGAAAAUGGAUGGAUGGAUGGAUUUUUGAAUUGUUUCUAUUUUUAGAAUAUUUUAAAAAAAAUCUCACGUACCCCUUGGCAUACAUUUAAGUACCUCCAGGGGUACGCAUACCCCCAUUUGAGAACCACUGGCCUAAGACAUUUUAUGGGAAAUAUCAAUAAUGAAGAACUCAUACAUAGAGCGGACGACAAAGAAGACUGGAGAGCCCUGAUACCCCAUGAUGAUGAUGAAAUUAAAACUGUGAUGUUACAGCAUUUAAUUGUAACUUUAUUGCAAUUAAUUGUAAAACCACAGCUCUGCAGUUGCUGUAAAUUGCAGUAAAUGUUGCUGUUUAGCCAGUCAUUUCCUGUGAAUUUUCAAUGAAAUAUUUACAGUGUAAUAUUUAAUGAAAAAAAAAAAUAUUUAUGUAUGUUACCAAUUACCUCGACUGGGAUUUGUACCAUAGCUUCCUUGUUCAUCUCGGUGUCACAUAUCUUUUUCUGUAAAACUUUAUGUUUUCAUUAAUUGGGUGAUGUCUGGUCGGCCGGUCUAUUGAGAACCUCUGAUCUAGUUCAUACAUUGUGUGAAUAAAUGUGUGAAUUAUUGCCCAAAUGUGGUCAAUGUGGGUUUUAAGACAAAUAUAUACUGCAUGUUUAAUAAAGAUGUUUGUCUGUGAUAA